Messenger RNA from Aspergillus steynii IBT 23096, 867 nucleotides. RefSeq lists its product as uncharacterized. Bases 88 to 624 code for a protein of 178 amino acids. The record is from RefSeq and is a predicted model, not a curated record. Lineage: Eukaryota; Fungi; Ascomycota; Eurotiomycetes; Eurotiales; Aspergillaceae. The transcript is spliced from 4 exons.
UUACAGGAGGCUCUGUCGAACCUUUUCGACGACCCAAUCCAGCGUGGGAAACAAUUCCUCCGCAGUCAUGCCGGCGAACUUCAUUCAAUGGCCCAUUCUGGCGUCGUGUUGAAGGAGAACUUUGCGCAGUUGUUGAUUCUCGAACUUUCGAGUGAUAAAGGCCUUGUCUACCUGGACCCUCACCGGACAACGUGGAACUACUUUACCGGGACGCCGCUGCUCACGCAGGCCAAGUUCCCGGACGACGCGGACACAACAUCUCUGGCCCUUACUGUCCUGAAUGCAGACCCUGUGAUAGCAAACGAGGUGAUGGACGAGGUUCUGCGAUUCCGCGACACUGAUUGCAUUAUACAGGGACGUCCUACAUUCUUCAGCGAUUUCAAGAACAGAGUCGAUCCGGUGGUGUGCUGUAACUUGCUCGGUCUCUUCCUCGACUACGGGCGUGGCGAGGAAGUAGAGCAAACACUGUCCUGGGUGCAUCAAGUGCUGCAUCGGCGAGCCUACAUAAACGGCACAGCAUUCUACCCCAUGCCGGAAGCAUUCCUUGUUCUUCUUCGAGCGGCUAACCCGACGUCUCGUAAACAUGCCGCUCCUGCACACCGAUUUGCGCAAUCUCCUUCGUGAGCGAGUCAGGGAGCGCAUCGGCAUCCCCGUGGACGCCAUGAGCCUGGCAAUGCGGAUCAUAACGUGUCAGGCGGUUGGGAUCCACGACCACGACGGCGUGGCGGUCCUGCGGUCGAUGCAUCUCGAAGACGGCGGAUGGGAACUCGGCACCAUCUAUCACUACGCGUCUAAGAGACUCCGGAUCGGCAAUCGUGGACUUUCCACAGCGCUGUCCAUCCAGGCUAUCGAGGGCUUGAGAGACUG